AUGGUGGGAUAUCUAUCCGAUUUAACGAUAUCCAGUUCGGAUGAAGAUUCCAGUGAAGAUGAUAAUAAAGUCCGAGGGCAUUGGAAUAGUCGUCUGGAUUUCGUAUUAUCAUGUUUAGGCUAUAUUGUUGGCUUAGGAAAUGUCUGGAGAUUUCCAUAUUUAGUCUACAGAAAUGGUGGCGGAGCAUUUUUUAUACCUUAUUUGAUUAUGUUGAUAUUUUGUGGUAUACCAAUGGUUUAUAUGGAAUUAGCAUUUGGUCAAUAUGCCAGUCUGGGUCCUAUAACUAUCUGGAGAGCAGUUCCUCUUUUCAAAGGUGUUGGAUAUGGUAUGGUAUUAGUAUCUAUGGUUGUAGCUGUAUAUUAUAAUGUUGUCACUGCAUGGGCAGCGUAUUAUUUAUUUACAUCCAUGACAUCAGUGUUACCAUGGGAGUCAUGUAAUAAUUCUUGGAAUACAGAAAAUAAUAUAUUGUGUACCAGUAUAUUAAGGAACUGUAGUUUAUAUAAUGAUACAGAAGUUAUACCCUGUAUUAAAGAAUUACAAACUAUAUUUAGUGAUUCAGUGAUAAACCCCUUGUAUACACAUAAUAAAACAUCACCCAGUGAAGAAUAUUUCUAUCGUUCAGUAUUAAAUGUAUCAACAGGUCUACAAGAAUUAGGUGAAAUAAGAUGGCAGCUAGCUCUAUGUUUAUUAAUGUGUUGGACCAUUAUAUUUUUAUCUUUAUUAAAAGGAAUACAGAUCUCAGGAAAGAUAUCUUAUGCUGUAGUAUCCUUUCCCUAUAUUAUUAUAAUUAUAUUGUUAAUUCGUGGAAUGACUAUGGAUGGAAGUUUAGAUGGUAUCAAGUUUUAUGUGACACCAAAAUGGGAGUUGUUACAACAUCCUCGAGUGUGGGGUGAUGCUGCUACCCAAGUCUUCUUCUCGUUGUCUGUUUGCUGGGGCGGAUUGACUACACUAGCUAGUUAUAAUAAAUUUCAUAAUAAUAUAUAUAGAGAUACUAUAUUAGUAUGUUUAGGUGAUACGUUAAUGAGUGUUUUAGCAGGGUUUGCAGUAUUUGCUAGUAUUGGUGUGUUAGGUAAAGAACUGGGUACAUCAGUAGAUAAUGUUAUCCAAUCAGAUGUGGGUUUAACAUUUAUUGUGUAUCCAGCAGCUAUAGUGUCUUUCCCAGUAGCUCCAUUGUGGUCUAUAUUAUUUUUUCUGAUGAUUGUAAUGAUGGGACUGAGUACACUGUUCACCUCUGUAGAAACAAUAGUUACUGCCAUUGUAGAUGAGAAUAUAAAGAUCUUACACAAGAAAAGAGUUGUUAUAUUAUCUAUAGUUUGUUUGUCUGCCUUUUUACUUGGUCUUCCAUUAACCACACAGGGUGGUCUAUAUAUUUUGCAACUUAUGGAUGGUUUUGCUGGUGGGUUUCCUCCAAUGGUUAAUGCAGUAUUUAUGGGUGUAGCUAUUGGAUGGACGUAUGGUGUGAAACAGUUCUGUCGAGAUAUCUCUCAUAUGAUUGGUAUCACAGUCAGUUGGUGGUGGCGUACCAUGUGGUACGGAGUUAGUCCUAUUAUAACUUUGUUUAUACUGAUAUUCUCAGCAGUUGGUUAUAUUCCAUUACAUAGAGAGUUUGAUGAUAUUCGGUAUCCUCAGUGGGCUGAAAUUGUUGGUUUUCUCCUAGUGGCACUAUGUAUUGUACCAGUACCAGCAUGGAUUAUAAUAAGAUUAGCUACAAUCAAAGGAAGUCUAAUUCAGAAGUUUAAAAUGUUGUGUCAACCAGAAAGAGAUUGGGGACCAGCAUUAGAAAAACAUUGGAAAUAUGCAGAAUAUUAUCCUGCUGUUAAUGCCCAGAACUUUCCAGAAUUAGAUUCCUCACCCAUUACUACUAUUACAGGUACAUUUCUUGUUUCUAUACCUGUCACAAUUAGAAUUAUUUCUAAAUAG
This is a messenger RNA of Lottia gigantea (owl limpet), 1920 nucleotides long. RefSeq lists its product as hypothetical. The record is from RefSeq and is a predicted model, not a curated record. NCBI's taxonomy places the organism in Eukaryota, Metazoa, Mollusca, Gastropoda, Lottiidae. Gene Ontology annotation, biological process: sodium ion transmembrane transport. Gene Ontology annotation, cellular component: membrane. The transcript is spliced from 11 exons. The coding region runs from base 1 to 1920 and encodes 639 amino acids.